Messenger RNA from Hemicordylus capensis (graceful crag lizard), 8581 nucleotides. Its product is annotated as oocyte zinc finger protein XlCOF6-like. The record is from RefSeq and is a predicted model, not a curated record. Gene Ontology annotation, biological process: regulation of transcription by RNA polymerase II. Gene Ontology annotation, molecular function: DNA-binding transcription factor activity, RNA polymerase II-specific; RNA polymerase II cis-regulatory region sequence-specific DNA binding. NCBI's taxonomy places the organism in Eukaryota, Metazoa, Chordata, Lepidosauria, Squamata, Cordylidae. The transcript has 6 exons. The coding region runs from base 321 to 2669 and encodes 782 amino acids.
GGAGGGGAGUGGGAGGGAGGGCGAUUGAUGAAGGGCAAGGAAUCGAGGGAAGAGGAGUGGGUGGGCUGGAAACCCACCCACCCCCGGAGAGCAAAGCCCAGGAAGUGCCCUUUGGGUGUUUGGCUCCUUUCCUAUAGGGGAAAAUCUUUGUCAGGAGCUCAAAAACUCCCUUUUCCUUUUACUUCAGGCACAGAAGCAAGUUUUGUCAUUUCAGAACUCAGUGGCCCCACCCAUUACAGCUAUUCCUGCUGCAAGGAUCAUUCUGUGGAUAAAACAACUUUGGCCUUCUUGGAGGCUGCCUUCAGAGCACAGAAUUGGAGAUGGAAAUGCAAGACUCUGGUGGCCCAGAGACCAUCAAGGCUGGGAAUGGUGAGGAAUUGUGGGAAAGGGCUCUGCAGGAAAUCCUGCACAAGGACACGCUCCCUUCAGAUGUACAACGCCAGCACUUCAGGCAGUUUCGCUACCAGGAGGUUGAGGGGCCCCGGAAGGUUUGCACCCGACUCCACCACCUUUGCUGUCAGUGGCUCAAACCAGAGCAACACACAAAAAACCAGAUCAUGGACUUCAUGAUCCUAGAGCAGUUUCUGACCAUUUUGCCCCCGGAGAUGGAGAGCUGGGUGAGAGAAUGUGGAGCAGAGACCAGUUCGCAGGCAGUGGCCCUGGCAGAAGGUUUCCUCCUGAGCCAGGCAGAGGCCAAGAAGCAGGAAGAGCAGCAGGUGCAGGGACAGAGAACAGAAGUGACUACUGUUUUUUCUGAGGCAGAGAAGACUCUAUCAAAUGCCAGACCGAAGCUGCUGCAUGGGGGGACCAUCCAGGAAGCUCAUGCAGAUUCCAUCUCACUGGGUCAUGGAACACCACUGGGGGUGCUGACAAGGUUAUGGCUCCCGUUUGUGGAUGGAGAAACAGCUUCUACACAACCAGAUCAGGAUGCCGUUUCUUUUAAGGAGGUGGCUGUGCAUUUCACUGAGGAGGAGUGGGCCCUUCUGGAUGCGGACCAAAGAGCCCUGCACAGAGCAGUCAUGGAGGAGAAUAGGCAGAAUGUGGCCUCUCUGGCAGGUGAUGGGUGGAAAAGCAAGACUGAAGGAGAAGCAUGUGGAUCAUUAGUAGAAAGAAUGAGAAGUAAAAAGGAAGGCCAACAGAGAAAAGCAACAAAAUUAAACCAGGAAAGGAAGCAUGAAUCUCCUUCUGUUCAUGCUGGUGACUGCCAAGAAACACCAAUCCAAGAAAAAAUAGAGACGGGAAAGCAAAGGAGGAAGCCGCUGUCAUGUGAUAAAAGCUUCGAUUAUAAAUCGUGGCUUAAAUGUCACUGGAGAAUGAAGAGAAGAGAGGUGCUUUUUAAGUGCUUGGAGUGUAGCAAGAGCUUCAGUCUGAAUUCGCAGCUUAUUAAACAUAAAAGAACUCACACAGGUGCAAAAUCAUAUAAAUGUCUGGAAUGCAGAAAGCAUUUCAGCUGCAACUUAGGGCUUAGGGGACAUGCAAGAAUUCACACAAGAGAGAAACCAGGGAAAUGCCUAGAAUGUGGAAAGAACUUCAUUUGUAGUGUAUACCUUAGUGACCAUCUCAGAGUUCAUACUGGAGAGAAAAGGUUUAAAUGUCUGGAGUGUGGAAAAAGCUUCAAUAAGAGCUCAGAUCUUAGGAGACACCAAAGAAUUCACACAGGAGAGAAACCAUUUAGAUGCUUGGAGUGUGGAAAGAGCUUCAGUCAGAACUCAAGCCUUAUUAAACAUCAAAGAAUACACACAGGAGAGAAACCAUUUAGAUGCUUGGAGUGUGGAAAGAGUUUCACUCGGAGCACAGAUCGUAAGAAUCACCAAAGUGUUCACACAGGAGAGAAACCAUGCAAAUGCUUGGAGUGUGGAAAGAGUUUCAGUCGGAGCUCACAUCUUAGAGAACAUCAAAGAAUUCAUACAGGGGAGAAACCAUUUAGAUGCUUGGAGUGUGGAAAGUGUUUCACUCGGAGCACAGAUCUUAAGAAUCACCAAAAAAUUCACACAGGAGAGAAACCAUGCAAAUGCUUGGAGUGUGGAAAGAGUUUCAGUCGGAGCUCGCAUCUUAGAGAACAUCAAAAAAUUCACACAGGGGAUAAACCAUUUAGAUGCUUGGAGUGUGGAAAGAGCUUCAUUCGGAGGGGAGAUUUUAAGAAACACCAAGGAAUUCACACAGGAGAGAAACCAUUUAAAUGCUUGGAGUGUGGAAAGAGUUUCAGUUGUAGCUCAGCUCUUAAGAAACACCAAAGAAUUCACACAGGAGAGAAACCAUUUAGAUGCUUGGAGUGUGGAAAGAGCUUCUGUUGGAGCUCAGAACUUAGGGAACAUCAAAGAAUUCACACAGGAGAGAAACCAUUUAAAUGCUUGGAGUGUGGAAAGAGCUUCAGUUGGAGGGGAGAUCUUAAGAAACACCAAGGAAUUCACACAGGAGAGAAACCAUUUAAAUGUCUGGAGUGUGGAAAGAGCUUCCUUUGGAGCUCAGCUCUUAGAUGUCAUCAAAGAAAUCACACAGGAGAAAAACUAUUGAGAUGCUUGGAGUGUGGAAAGAGCUUUAGUCGCAGCUCAAAUCUUACACGACACUGCAGAAUACACAAAGGAGAAACACUUUAUAAAUGCUUGAAGUGCGGAAAGAGCUUCAAAUGUAGCUCCCAUCUUACACAACAUGAAAGAAGUCACGUAUGAAAGGAUAUACAUGUUUGUAACAUAGAAAAAGUGUGAAUGAGACCUAGGCCUCUUGGUUCUGUAAAUGAAUUGUAUUAUUAUUGAACUGAUAUUCCCAAAUCUCUUGUUGUAAGUAAUCCCUUGUCUUAUUGAAUUGAUAUUCCAAAACUACUUCAUUUUUCUAAAUAGGAACAUAGAAAAAUAGGAAGCUGCCAUAUACCAAGUCAGACCAUUGAUCUAUCUAGCUCAGUAUUGUCUACACAGACUGGCAGCAGCUUCUCCAAGGGUGCAGGCAGGAAUCUCUCUCAGCCCUAUCUUGGAGGUGUCAGAGAGGGAACUUGGAACUUAGAUGCUCUUCCCAGAGUGGCUCCAUCUAAGAGGAAUACAUUACAGUGCUCACAUGUAGUCUCCCAUCCAAAUACACCAGGACGGACCCUGCUUAGCUAAGGAGACAAGUCAUGCUUGCUACCACAAGACCAGCUCUUCUCUCAAAUACAAAAUUGUGUGUUUAAUACGCUUGCAAAUUCCUAUGCAUGAAAAAAACUAGCAGAGUCAAAAGUUCAUGCCUGCUGUAUUAUGGUUUCACUUUGAGAAUGUCAAAGUGUGGUUUGGUUUUGGAGGGAAGAUAAAUUUUGAAAAAUGGAGGGAAUUUUGUGUUAUAGGGAUUGGAUUGUUUAAAAAACUGUUGGGAUAAUUCAUGUAUAUAUAGGAGGCUGCUUUAGCAGAGAGUUAAUCAGAGUUGGAAAGUCGGAGAGUCCUGGAAGAAGUCAGAGACAGAAUCAAGAAGGCAGAGUUGGCGCAAUGGAGUGCUGUGUAGAGCUCUGAUUCAGAAGAAGAAAAAUCAGUGUGGCUCAGUUUCUGAAGUUACAAACCAUAGCUGAAAACCACUACAGAGAAUAGGGAUGUGCACAAACCUAUUUUACGGGCCUCAGAACAGGUUCAAACAUGGGGCUGGUUCAAAGUUCAACGCUGGCGGGGGUGCCGCUUUAAGGGCAGGGGAGGGUGCACUUACCCCUCCUGCCGCUUUCCCCUCCAGCACUCAUUGCUGGUAAAAACCUUCAUAUGCUGGUAAAAACCAGCCUACCUUCCUGCCGCCCCUUCCCCCUCUUCAGCCAGAAGUACCGGGUGUGCGUGUCGUGUGCCUGCAGGCACAUCAGACGGGCGGGCGCACAUGCAAUGGACACACACGCACCCGCUACUUCUGGCCACCUCCGGCCAAGGAGAGGGAAGGGGCAACAGGGAGGUAUGCUGCCGCCCCAAAGGUUUUUACCGGCAACUAGCGCCGGUGGGGGGAAAGUGGUGGGGUAAGUGCACCCUUAAAGCGGCAUCCCCGCCAGCGUCCAACUGCCCCGCUGCGGUUCCGUGCACAUCCCUAACAGAGAAUAGAGACUCUCUGAAGGGCGCUAAUCACAGAACCAGUAGUCUGGAUUUCAUCCCAGACUGGUAAAAGUGACUAAGACCUGAAACUGCAGAAGGAACAAGCCAGGUAACUGCAGAGGACUCUGUGUGAGGGACCAUUUCAAGUUGGGUUAAUGAUUGAGUUUUCCCAACCAUUUCUUUUCUCCUUUAUGGUAUUUUGGUUAAUGUGUGGUAUUGUUGUUUUGUACUGAACUUGUGUAACAACUUUAAAUUGUAAACUGAUCUAAUUGCAAAGUUUAUCUUUAAAAGAAAUUUCUCCACCCCACACCUGUAGGCCUUACCACUCUAACAAGGUUUGUUUUGGGCAACAAAGGGUUUGAAAGACUGUUUUACUGCUAAACCCAGGCAAAAGCAUAGAAGUCUACUUGGUGGCAGUGGUUAAACUUGUAAUUUGGGGGGAGGUCUUUGUCUCGUGUUAGCAGCAGGUGGAUCCUCCACAUGUGGUGGCAAGCGGUGGGAUUCCUCCACGAAGUGCUUCCAUCUUGCUUCUCCUUCCAGAAGAUGGAGGAGAGGAGAGUGGUGCGGAGACUCUCUAGCCACCUCUCUCCUCUCCACCACUUCCAAAAGAAGAAGGGUGGAGCAGCUGUAGUUGCGUGGUGGGCAGCACCUGUACAGAGCACACUCCCGUGGAGUGGAGGCAAGGCAUGCUGUAGUGGGACAGGGAGGUAAGGGAGAGGAAGCGGGCACAGAGAUGGGGUAUGCCCAUGGCCGUGCCUGCUCCUCUGGUCACUGUCCAUGUCUAGCUUCAAAACAAAUGUAUAGCACGUAAAGUUCAGGUGAACCUAUGUUCUCAGAACACUUGGAAUUAUUCCAUUUUAAAAGGAGGAGGAGUCUUAGAAACUUAGUUGCUGGUAAUUUCACACUAAAAAGUCUGUUACGUAGCUGAAGUAUUGUUGAUGGAACUGCCUCGAGGGUGUUUGGUCAGCACCCCCAGUUCGGGCAAAUGUGUGGAAUUUAGCUCACAAGGAGAGACAGUUCCAAUCAGCCUUAAUUUGUGCAAGUGUAUGAACUCAAGAAAGUGGGCUUGAGAGAGAGAUUUUAAUUAACAAAAAGGAGUUUAUUGAAAGAAAAAUAAGAGCAAUAAACUAAGUUACUAGGUGGCCCUAACAUAAAAGCAAUGCAAAUAUGUUUAGAAACAGCCUAUUGUAAGGCUAUUGUAAGUGUAAAGUUCCAAAUUAUGUGUAAAAUCCCAGGUGGGCUAGAGAGAGGUACUUUAAGAUAGGGGACAAGGUUUAAGAAAUAAGAGAAAGGGAUAGAUUCAGCCCUGAAGGAGCCAGGUAAGAGGCUAUGUCACCUCUCCUGAAGAGGGGAACACCAAGGUGGUCUGCUAGAGUUCUUGUUGCAGUCUGAUGGGGUCCCGGGGGAGAGGCACAAGGGAACACUGAGAUGUUUCGCAGUGGGAGUCCCAGGUGUAAUGCAGGAGGAAGCACACUGAGUCAUGGGGUUAGGGAUACUUAUUUCCCAAAAUGGGGGCACUUUGCUGUUGUCAUGCUUUUCUGAAUAGGGGAGUCCAGACUGGCUUUUUCGGAAUUCAUUGUCAGUCAAUCAAUCAAUUUUGAUUACAGCCAUAGGCCAGACAGAAAACAUACAAGAAAGAUUAAAACAAGAUUAAAAACACAAUGUGCCAACAGUAAUAUAAUACAUAAUAAACAGGAUAAAACAAUAAGCUCCUAUGAAUUAGACCUUAAACAAGAUUUUAAUCUGAUAGCAACAUAAAAGAAUUUCGCCACCACCUUAGUAACCUCAUUAUUUUGAUCCUCAAGACAUACAGAAAACAUACAACAAAGAUUAAAACAAGAUUAAAAACACAAUGUGCCAACAGUAAUAUAAUAAACAGGAUAAAACAAUAAGCUCCUAUGAAUUAGAUCUUAAACAAGAUCUUAAUCUGAUAGCAACAUAAAAGAAUUUCGCCAUUAAAAAGUAUACAGUGUACUGUGCUUGAUUGGCCAGCAAACUCGCCUGACCUGACCCCAUAGAGAAUCUAUGGGGCAUUGCCAAGAGAAGGAUGAGAGACAUGAGACCAAACAGUGCAGAAUUGCUGGAGGCCGCUAAUGAAGCAUCCUGGUCUUCCAUAAUACCUCAUCAGUGCCACAGGCUGAUAGCAUCCAUGCCACGCCGCAUUGAGGCAGUAAUUGCUGCAAAAGGGGCCCAAACCAAGUACUGAAUACAUGCAUGCUUAUACUUUUCAGAGGUCCGAUAGUGUUCUAUUCUUCAAUCCUUGUCUUCUUGGUUCCAUGUAAUAUUCUAAUUUUCUGAGAUUGUGGAUUUGGGGUUUUCAUGAGCUGUACGCCAUGAUCAUCACAAUUAUAACAAAUUAAGGCUUGACUUAUCUCGCUUUGCAUGUAAUGCGUCUGUCUCAUAUAUCAGUUUCACCUUUUAAUUUGCAUUACUGAAAUUAAUGGACUUUUGCACGAUAUUCUAAUUUUCCGAGUUUCAUCUGUAUGUCUCCUCUGUGUAGGGUCCAGUGUCCAUCCAGUCCAGCAUCCUGUUUCACAAAGUGGCCCACCAGAUGCUUCUGAGAAGCUUACAGGCAAGAGGCCCUCUCUCUUGCUGUUGCCUCCCUGCAACUGGUACUCAGAGGCAUUGUAGAAAGAAGAGAAACUAGCUGGCCUUGGCGCAGACUCAGAGCAUCUGUGCCUCUAGUUCUGCUCCCUCUCUCAGUCCUCCCUCUUGGCUCUCCCCCCCCCCUGUUCUCAGCCCCUUGGCUGUCGCCACUUUCUCUCCCACCACUGCCAUUUCUUUCCACUCCCACCCACCAUUAUCUCCCUCCCCCGCCACUGCCGUUGCUGUUUUCUCCCCACACUGACAUUUCCCUCUCGGCCGCCACCGUUUUCUUUCCGCCACUGCCGUUUUCUUUCUGACCACAUGCCUGUCCACCACCACUUUCCUCCCCCUCUCCUGGUAACCUGCUUGCAAAUUCUCGCGAGAGCUAUCACGCAUGGGAUUAGCGACAGGUAUGUCUUAGAUAAUUAUCCUCUAUAAUAAAGACCCUGAGUGUGCGGCCGUGCUGCUCGUGUAUUUUUUGGCAGUUCUGAGCAUGCGCAGAGCGCAUGUUCAUACCGCCAAAAAAGAUACGGCCGCCCAGAUAUGGGCGGCCAUGUUGGAGGAGGAGAAGCGGCGGCCCAGGAGAAGCGGCUGCCACCAACGCCAGGAGGAGAGUGCGGGCGAGGCGGUGGCCGCGGCUGUGGCGGGGCGACUGGCCCUGAUGGCGGUGGCCGCCACAGCGGCGAGAGUGCGGGUGAGGCGGCGGCGGCCGCGCCAGGAGGAGAGUGCGGGCGAGGCGGCGGCGGCAGAGCCUCGGCCAGAGGUGGCGGUGGCCGCGGCGGGGCGACUGGCCUUGAUGGCGGCGGCCGCCACGGCGGCAAGAGUGCGGGUGAGGCGGCCGCGGCGGGGCAGGGCGGACUGGUGCUGAUGGCGGUGGUGGCCACCGUGGUGAGAGUUAGGCGUCGACAGCUGCGGCAGGGCAACUGGCCCCGAUGGCGGCCGUGACCACAGCAAGAGGUGGCGGUAGCCGCGGGGCGGACAGGGAAGGACUGGGCCCGCUGGCGGCCGCACUCGGGGGGCAGGGGCGCGCCCCCCACAUGAUUAAGGGGGCCAAAUUGGCCCAUGAAAUUGCCGCCGCGACUGCCGCCGCCGCCUGCCCUCCCUCCCUCCCAGAUGCCCGUGUCCUCCUUACCCAGAAAAAUGCAUAUUCAGAGAAAGAGAGAGUUUGGGAAGAGGCUUUGCAGAGAGAGGAGCUCUGCUCUGAUUAUGUUUAAAGAUCACCCAACUGACACAAGCCAGAGCAAAGGAUGGCGGAAAACAAAGAUAAAGAGAGAAAGAGACAAAGAGAGAGAGAGACAGACAGUCAGGUAAAAAUAAAAAUAAAAAACCGGGACACACACAAACACAAAGGAAAAGAGAUGAGGAACGCUUAAGGGGGGGGGGAGAAAGGGUGGAGGAAAACAAAAACAAAGAGAAAGAGACAAAGAGAGAGACACAGACAGUCAGGUGACAAAAAAGAAAAAAGAAAAGAAAAGAGAUGAAGAACUCAUAAGGGGGGGGGGAAGGCUAGCGCCCGUUAUUAUAACGGGCUUAAAAUUACUAGUAUAUGAUAAUUCAUAUCAGCCAUGAAACUAGCUGGGUGAUUCUGGGCCAGUCACUUCUCUCUCAGCCUAACCUACUUCACAGGGUUGUUGUGAGGAGAAACUUAAGUAUGUAGUACACCGCUCUAGGCUCCUCAGAGGAGGAGCAGGAUAUAACAAAUGGCAGAUAUCCACAGUUUAGGCUCGCUGUCGGCUUUUAAGAGAGUCCUAAAAAGGUAUUUGUUUGGCCUGGCCUUCCAAGGCUUGUAAAGUGUUGUUGUUGUUGUUGUUUAAGAAGUAUUUUAAUUGGUUUUAAAUGGUUUUAAUUGUUUUUAUAUUGCUUUUAGCACUGUGUUUUUUUAUAUCUUUUAAAAAGUUGUUGUACACCACUGAGAGCCUCUGGAUGGGGCAGUUUAUAAAUGUAAUAAAUAAAUAAUAAGAGGCCUGAAA